Molecule: messenger RNA, 1176 nt
Organism: Carlito syrichta (Philippine tarsier)
Lineage: Eukaryota; Metazoa; Chordata; Mammalia; Primates; Tarsiidae
Gene: SLC25A34
Product: solute carrier family 25 member 34
Exons: 6
Coding region: 1-1041 (346 amino acids)
Source: RefSeq, a predicted model, not a curated record
AUGGCCUCAGGCCCCCUUCAGCCCAGCCCCGCGGAUCUGCGGGAGUUCAGACAGCCUGAGCGCCACCACCCCAGGGCCUGUGCCAUGCCCCUGACCCGGGCACAGCAGACGUCUGGCCCGGAGCCCGUGGAGACGGUGCCCCCAGCCGUGGACCUGGUGCUGGGCGCCUCGGCCUGCUGCCUGGCCUGCGUCUUCACCAACCCCCUGGAGGUGGUGAAGACACGGCUGCAGCUGCAGGGGGAGCUGAAGGCCCGGGGCACCCACCCGCGGCCCUACCGGGGCUUCGUGGCCUCCGUCACCGCUGUGGCCCGCGCGGAUGGGCUGAGGGGGCUGCAGAAGGGGCUGGCCGCCGGCCUGCUGUACCAGGGCCUCAUGAACGGCGUCCGCUUCUACUGCUUUAGCCUGGCGUGCCAGGCCGGCCUCACCCAGCAGCCAGGGGGCACCGUGGUGGCGGGCGCCGUGGCCGGGGCCUUGGGAGCCUUCGUGGGGAGCCCUGCUUACCUGGUCAAAACACAGCUGCAGGCCCAGACGGUGGCCGCGAUGGCCGUGGGACACCAGCACAAUCACCAGAGCGUUCUGGGUGCCUUGGAGACCAUCUGGCGGCAGCAGGGCCCGUCGGGACUGUGGCGGGGCGUGGGUGGGGCUGUGCCCCGAGUCAUGGUGGGCUCGGCUACCCAGUUGGCCACCUUCACCUCCGCCAAGGCCUGGGUGCAGGAGCGACAGUGGCUCCCAGAGGACAGCUGGCUGGUGGCCCUGGCUGGGGGCAUGAUCAGCAGCGUUGCCGUGGUCGCUGUCAUGACGCCCUUCGACGUGGUCAGCACGCGGCUGUACAAUCAGCCAGUGGACGGAGCUGGAAGGGGCCAGCUAUACAAGGGCCUCGCCGACUGCCUGGUGAAGAUCUGGAGGCAGGAGGGCCCCCCCGCGCUCUACAAGGGCCUGGGCCCCGCCUACCUGCGCCUGGGUCCCCACACCAUCCUCAGCAUGCUCUUCUGGGACGAGCUGCGGAAGCUGGCCGGGCGGGCCCAGCACCAGGGCACCUAGGCCACGUCCCACCCCUCAUGUCCUGACACAGCCCGGCGCUUGGCCGGAAGUGACAACCUGCUCCCCAGGGACUGGCUGUCCCAGAGCAGGUCACAGGCCCAGGCCCUGCCACAGGCCCAGGAUGCGUGUGGGCAG